CGCGCGUCGUCCGCGCCACUGGGACCGCUGGAGCCGUCGGCUGCGCUCUGGGGGCGAGCUGUGCUCGGCUUCGGACCGCCUGACGGGAGGAAAAAAGAGCGGAGAAUCGAGGCGGACAACAUCGGCGAUGGAAGCUCCGUUCAACGAGGACGACAUCUAGCGAUUUCUACUGUGUGCGUCGGAAGUGUGCGCAGACGAGCCCGUCGAGGAAAAGACACACCAAAACAAGUGUCCCUGGAUUCUGAGGAGGAGGAUACGCCAGAACCCCCCCGCGAUGAGUGCGCGGUGAUCGGAUUUAUCCCGCCGGCGGGCGAUCUUCGCAAAGUGGUGUUCGCGGCUGAGAAAUAAUCUAACUACGGAUCAUGAUACUAGGUGUGAAUUGUGGUGAACCUACGACGCCGAAUGAUGCCAGCGGAUGUUGCCACGGCGGUGGCGGCGGCAGCAGCAAUCGGUGAAGUGGUCGCCUAGGGAGUCCGUCGCCGUUUCCAGCCGCUCUCCGGGAGCAGCUCGGCGUCCACAAGAGUCAGCGUGCGCGAGCCGGCAGGCUCCUUCGCAGCAGCGAUGCCGGACGCCGGGGAGCAGCAGCAGCGCGCGGGGUUCGCGCCCGCGCGGCUAGCGCUGCCGUCGCUGCUUACGCUACUGCUGCUGGUCUUGGUGGCGCCGCAUAGGACCGCCGCAGACGGCGAGCCGAAAGUGCAGCCGUUCCACUUUCCCAAGACGGUGCUUCGCGGCGAGAAAGUGCGCGUCGUGUGCUCGGCCGCGUCCGGCGCCACGCCGCUCAGCUUCCAGUGGCUGCGCGACGGGCAGCGCCUGAGCGACGGCGCGCACCACGUGAGCAUCAAGACGUUCGACGACUUCUCCGUGCUCGAGGUGGCCAACGUGGGAGUCGCGCACAACGGGAACUACACGUGCGCCCUCAAGAACCUCCAGGGCGGCGACGCAUACUCCAGCCAACUGCUAGUCCAAGCGGCUCCCGAGUGGGUGACGAGGCCCCGAGACACGUCAUCGGCGCUCAACGGGCCAGCGUCCUUGGAUUGCCUGGCGGUCGGCUACCCGACGCCUACCGUCCGCUGGUCCCGGGAAGAGUCAGUGUCCGACGAUGUGGAGCUGCGUCCCGUACCGCUUGGUGGCGCCAGGGUGUCGCUGCUGGCCAACGGGACCCUGGUCAUCCGCGAGGUACGCAAGGAGGACGCCGGCAGGUACCGGUGCGUCGCCUCCAACGGGCUCGGACAGGACCUCGAAGGGACGCUCACGCUGUCGCUUCACGUGCCCGCCCGCUUCGAACAGAAGUUUAGCGUGGAGAGUGUGCGGCGUGGCGACACGGCCAUCUUGCGCUGCGAGGCGCUCGGCGACAGCCCCAUGGGUGUCACCUGGCAUCGGAACGAGGACCCGCUUCCGCUGGACUCGCCAAGGCUGCAGGUUUUCGAGAGCGUGACCGACCGCGGCACGGCCUCCGAGCUGCACGUGCAGGGUGCCGAGCGGUCGGACAACGGCCUCUUCAGCUGCCUCGCCAAGAACGGCUUCGGGACGGACAGGCGAAGCAUCAAGCUGGUCGUCCUCGAGGUACCGUCAGCACCGUUCGAUGUCAAAGUUGAGCAGUCUUGGAGUCGUUCCGCCAGCGUCCGAUGGAAUGCCCCGUACAGCGGCAACAGUCCCGUUUCCAAGUACAUCGUGCAGUACUGGAAGGACCACGGCGCUGCGCACAGGUUAGAAGAGGCCAUCGUCGUGGCGCCACAAACGUCGACUCUCCUGCGAGACCUGCAGCCAGGCACGUCGUACAUCGUCCGACUGCUGGCCGAGAACACCGUAGGGAGGGGAUCCCCGUCGGAGAGCCAAAAGUUCCAGACGAAAGAAGAAGAACCAAGCGGCGCUCCUACUGACGUCAUGGCCGAGUCUAGAGGACCAACUCUUCUUCGCAUCAAAUGGAAGGCCCCACCCAAGGAGCAGUGGAACGGUCACCUGCUUGGCUACUACAUCGGCUACCGCAGCCGCGCCUCGGAGGAGCCGUAUAGUUACCAGUCGACGCUGGUCACUGAUCAGCCCGAAGAAGAGCACAUCCUGUCUGGUCUCAAAAGGGCCACUGAGUAUAGCAUCGUGGUCAAGGCGUACAACGCGGCCGGCUCCGGCCCAGACUCGCAGGAGGUCUUCUCCAGGACAGCAGACUCUGAGCCACCACUGCCGCCACGUCUAUGGCUCGAGUCUCACGACCGUUUCUUCAUCGUCGUUCACUGGCAACAGCCUCCAGGACCACCUGUCACUCACUACAUCAUGUCGUACCGGGAAGAGAACGGCCCAUGGCGCGAGCUGACCGUGCCGCAGGCGGAUAACUCCAAGUACACGUUGUCCGGCCUGCGAGAGGCCACCCGCUACCAGAUCUACCUGCAGGCUGCUGGAGAGGGAUCCACAAGCGCCCCCAGCGAGACCAUCACCGUGCUCACUGAAGGCGGAGCACUAUCGGAUGCAUCCAUGCCGGCCCCGCACGGGAGCCAGAGCCGCGAACUUCCGGUCUACUUCCGGCUGUCGGUAGUGGCGCCGGCAGCCGCGUCGCUCACCAUCAUCGUUCUCGUCAUCGCCGGGGCCUGCCUCUUCGUGAGCCACGAGAGGCGGAAGUACAAGAACAUCAUCGUGCCCCCGUUGAAGCCAGUCAAGUCCGGCACGUACAUGAGUGGAGCCGCAAGCCUCGGGCGUCCACAGAGCCAGCGCUACGUGGACGUGGACCAGCGACUGGGCGCUCCGCGGACACCCCGGCACGCCGACGGCGAGCGAAGCGUCGGGCCGCCCGGAUCGUGCCGCCCGCUUCUGGGCUCGGCCAUCCCGCAGUACCCGGCGCCGUACGCGACGCUGCCGAUCCGCUGCCCGGCGGCCGACGGCCCGUCGCCCUCGCGGCUCACGCGUCACGCCAAGGGAACGUCCCUGUCCCAGGUACGUGUCCCGCAGGAGCCUUGGGACGCGCCGCGCUCAGGCGUCUGGUGCGACAUCUGGGCGUCAAUGACGCUCACGGCCGGCGGCAGUGUGCGCUUAAGACAUUCUGGACAGGGAAGGCCAGGGCAGCAACAUCAUCGAGGAGGCGGCAGAGAUCCACCACUACGACAUCGCAGCCUAGAGGCGGUGACCUGUGGCGAUCUGAGUGCAAUCGAACUGUGCGUGGAGGACUGGAAGCAGAAGCAGCAUCAGGGAUGGAAGGAACAGGGGGCGACGACGAGAGUGGCAGCGCAGGACAGCGGGAGACAAGGAGUCGAGGGCGACGGAGAGAAAGGAGCGAGCGACUCCGUGGUCGAAGCGCCCGAUGGCCUCGAGCUCAACUCAUCAGCGUACAAACCGGACGCGGACCCUAGUUCCUCACAGGCCAACAACAUGGCCGUCGCUUUCGAACUGAACCUCUGAAACGAAAACACUGGCGACAGACUCUGUUUCAUUUUUUUUUCUCCAGUUUUUUUUUUUUUUUUUCGUUGCCCGGUCCCCGUCGCUGGCCAUCGUCUCGACGAACUCCUCUAUAGUGUGUGUACGUACACGUGUGCAGUGCGCGCGCGUCUCUUAGUAGUGUGCGUGUUGCCCACCCGAGAACCUUUGUUUCGAAUUGUGCGUGUGUGUGUGUGUGUGUCCGUACUGAACGUGAAUUGCUCAUCGUUCGCCGAUCGUGCUUGCGUGUAGCGUUCUGUCCGUAUAGGAAGUAGCUCUCGUGUUAACGUGUAGAAAUGUCAUCACUUCUUGACUUCUCGGCACACCCCCUCCCCCCACCCACCCCCACAAAAAAGUAUCAUUUCGUCCCCUCGCCCAUCCCCGUUGCCACCAUCAACCCAGCUCCCCACCAUCUCUCGAACAUGCGAUUUAGUUUUCGUGAUUAUCUUUGUGCAGGUUGUUCGCAGCAAAACGCGAAAUCGAAGUAUCUACUUUUAGUCAUCUAAAGCCGUUGUGAUGGUGGCAAGAUACUGUUGUGAAUAUAAUAAGCGACGCCGGUCCCUGACCGACGAUCCUAAGCAAUCUCGGAAUCUCCACGAAAAACAAGAAGCUGCGCAAUGAAACAAGAAGCACCAACGUUCGACGUUUCGUAUUGUGCUCCUGUUUUAUUGUUUUCCGAUGCCUGUGUAGUUUCAUCGUCGAUUACUUUCGUGGGCUGUUAUUGAGAUUUGUUUUUUAUUUGUCUUUUUUUUUCCUUUAUUUCUUUUCUCCAUGCCUGGCGUCUUGCGGAAGGAAAGCUGUUUUGCCUUUGUUACGUUGGUAAUUUGAACAAGUACAGUGAAAUAAGGCCUCCUAUACCUAGAACAGCUGUCGUGUUGCAGUGGCACUGCGCGCUGCCGAAGGAAAUCCUUCUUCAUUGACCCGUGCCGUUCAGUUUACCAACGUUACAAACGGCGUAAAAAAAAAAAGAAGAAAAAUGCAAGAAGAAAAGAACAUUCCAAACUCGACAAUCGAGACGCCACCAGUCAGAGAUCUUUUUUUUUUUCUCUCUUUGUACAGACCCUGUUGCCUUAUUGUGCUUCGUUCACAGCCAACUUAAAACCACAAGCUGAACCGCGAAGGUGUCAUUGCUGACACCCUGCUACAUAGAGCUUUUUUUUUUUUUUUUUCAUGUAGUGCGCUGUAAUUCUGUGAUAAUGAGUAGGUAUUUAUAUAUAAAAAAAGGAAACAUAUGUAUUGUUCGUUUUGUUGUGGAAUAAGUGUAGGUUAUUUGUACAUUUGUGUAGCGUUCUUGUUUCCGCUGUCCAAAGAAGCAAAUCGAGUCAUGUAAAGCAUUUUUAGACGCACGACUGUCGAUAGUGUCCCUCUGGUUUUUCUUUGUUCAGUCGGACGAGUAUGCGUGCUAGCAUAAACUCUAACCGUCAGUAAAGUUUUGGUCUGUGGCGUCAACGCAGCUGCGUCAGAAGCAGCCCGAGUUCGCGUGCUGUCACGUGGGCGCGUUCCGUAUGCUAUUGUUUGCCACCUAUGGUUCUCAGCGAAUACUAAGUUCUGUGUUAAAAUAUCAACUCUUCUGUAUUCUGAUUUUAUUGCAUGGCGUCACCAUGUGAUGCAUGCGCAUGGUUCGUAUUGAAAGUAGGUGCGAAAAUUAUUUUCUGCAGAUAAUUACCAGGAAUUUCCACCACCUUUCUCUGUUAUAUGUGCAACAUUUCCCAUAAAGCUCACCAACAGGCAGGCCUUUACGUAAAGUAUUGUUUCUUAAUUAUUUUUCUUGUGAAAACGUGCUUUACUUAGAUCAUAGGCGAUGUUCUUGUAAAAGAUCGGAAAAGCUCGUAAAUACGACUACCAUUGUGGGACUCCGCUGCAUCGAUCAAUGACGCUGGAGACAGUGAAGACUGCGGCGUAAACGAAGCAAACACGCUCGCACUGUUAGUUUUCAAUUUUGCUUUCGAUAUCAUCCAGAAUGACUGUACUUCGAACGGCACUAUCAAUAGUGCUUGGAAGGGCUGCCGAGAAUUUCGCUUAUUGCAAGUGUUGAUUUUACUCGAGUUAGGCGUACAAGGAAGGGUUUGCUUACAUGUGCGGAUGUGCUUCAGAGGUGUGUAAUGUUCCGCAGCUUCUACGCCAUGACGACGUCACCCUUUAUAGCUUUUUACCUGCUGUAGAAGAGCGGCUUUUAUCUAGGCGAUAAGAAAAGGAGAGUUCAAACGCAAUCUGCGCGCGGAUUUCCUCUCUCCCUCAACUGAAUUAUGGUGCUCCGAGAUAAAACCGGGGUUGCAAGACUUCUCAUUUUUAUUUUCUUCUUUCAAUCUUAGUUAUCUUUUCCUUUCUUUUAUUUCUUCCUCAUAUAACGUAGUCUCUUGUACAACCCCGUACCAAUGGUGCUGGGAACACGUCGCGACACGUCGUACUGUGAGCGGCUGUUCCACAACCAAACAAGUUUUUGUAUGUUAGUUGACUGUUCUGUUCUUUCCUUCGGUUUCCGCGAUGUUAGACCUUUAUGACGAGCCAACUAUUCCACGAUAGUUAAAAGAGCCCGAGUGGUAUUUGUAGUCGGCGUUCAUCGCGCGCAGUCCUUUACCAGGAAUCGAACGAGACAUCACUAUACUGAGUAAGGCAUCGCAGUAUGUGAAAACUGCAAGUCAUUUAGUUCUAAAUCCUGGAUAGGGAUUGGUGCCAGCACGAACGAGUGGCACCAUGUCGUCGAGAUUUCGGAAAACUUUUUCACACAUGAAACGCUGACACUACGAAGCAACCUGCUCUCGUAAGUUUUCGGUGUACGCAGUACAAGUCUACGCCAGAUCCUAUGCAUUGGACGCAUUGCCCGAUGGCGAACAACUACAAUAAAACGAAGAAGGAUCGUGAAUACAGGGAGACGUGACCUAUGUCUUGUUUAAAAUGAGGGUUUUCAUCCGUGGAUGAAAACCACGUGUUAAAUACUAUAUAGUCAUGCGCAUCCUGGAUUUGCGUGCAGCAAGGCGUUUUAACACAUUAUGUGAUGUGGGUGAAGCACGAGCAACACGGCAAGAUGCAGGACGCGUUGUCUGUACAAUAUGUCGGCCAUGUAGAUGGCGGUACUGGAGCCAUCGAUGUUUAGUCGCUAAUUGCCGACGGAACUGUCUUUACGGCAUGUGAAUCGAUGGGACUCGUGCUAAUAUCCUAAGCUGAGAGUGCAGAGUGACAAAAUCCCUUCUGGAUGCCACAGGCUUCUGGGUUCAUGUUUCACUUAAAACCGAUUGUACGACAAAAGGUUUGCGGUAUAAAUGAAGUAAAUAAGUCGUACAGUCAUAGAUCGCAUGUGACUAGUCUCGCGCAUCAGAAGUGUGCGGCUGUUCACGAUGGCCUUCAAGGCAAAGGGCAUUUCACGUUCUAGUAGUGCGCCGAAAAUUUGCGUCGUCAACAAAUAAAGACUUGUUCAGCCCGGCGUGGUCGGUGCCCAGUAAGGAAAGGCUGGUAUACAAAGUGUACAACAGGAAUUAUCACAUCACUGUUCACGGCUAGCGGUCGCCCGCUCGCGAUUGUUGCUUUGUGAGCAGUGAAAGUAUUAUAUACCUGCAUCUGAAUGCAUAAACCUUGCUAUCUUACUGUACGCAUCGCCGCAUAGUAUGUACGCAUCACAUGUGUGUGUGUAUGUAGUGUGUGUGACCGGUGUGCAGGCGGGGGAAUGUCGUUGUAAUGGGGUAGGGACCGUCAUGUGACACACGACUCCCAGGAAAACGUGUGUGAAUUCUUAAAAUUCCGCGCCAUUCAAGUGAUUCUCACUUUCGUUGGUCAGAACUGCGGAAAUUUGAUAUUUAAUGUUCCAAAAUUGGUUGGCGUCUUAACUGCAAAGUUGUUGCAAGUGUCCGCAUAACGGUGUGGACCUGUUCUUUUGGGAGCUACGCACGUGUCACGUGACUUGCCCUGCCCCUCUUCCCAGCGGCCUUGUCCAGGGCGCCAUCUUGAUCUGAAUUAUGAAUAUAGGCCGCUUACCAUUCUAGUCUGACCGUACACCGUCUACGAGUAACACAAUGUCUAUACCCGCAAAUGAACUUUCUCGCUGUCUGUAGAGUGUAGAGGCGACGAAGCGUUGGGCGUUGAAGAUGUUUGAAGAUGUGUUGAAGGAAACGGUCGUUGCAAAGCCAGCUGCUGAACGCAGUUCGGCGCUGUCAGAGAAGAAAUGCACCUCAAUUCUCCACACGACGACCCAGCAGCAACAAGAUACCGUACCUGAACGCUUUUAGAUCAUAUCAGAUUUAGACUGACAGAUGCUCACUGACGAAGGUUAUGAUCGCGGAGACAGAAUGCGACGUAAACUUUUGAUACUGAGAAGCGAGUUCCUUGUGAAAGGGAAUUUGUGUUGGCGCACAAGAUGUGCGCCAGCAGGCAAUUGUAAAUCACAGGAAAUAAAGAAUCAAGGCUGCAAACGCACAAGGGUUCCGCUAACGCCCAUCUGUUGUCGCUGCUCCAAAAAUUAAAUACCGAAGUUAUGACGCACGUUGCACUGACGCAUUGAUGUUGGCAUGGCGUUAAACUUUGCUGAGGCGAGAUGGACACCGAGUGUGAAGGAAUUCACCAGUCACCCAGGAGCUGGCUUCUCUAAUCAAAACCUUUUAGUACGGAUAAUGUUAUUGCAUGCGACUUAAAAAAAAAAUAUUCUUACGGACUGAGAGGGUCGAUGACUGAGCAAACAGAAUGACGCACUCUGAAACAGACUACUUUGUGUCUGUUUCGUAGAAUGUUAUAUGCUUGCAAAUAAAACGCGGUGUUUGUGUGUGCGCGCCAGAACUCGCCAUCUUGACCCAACCACCAGAAAUAAUUUUCCAUGUGUAACCCAGAAAGCAGCCACGUCCGACUCCUAAACAAACUUGUGGUCAAGCGUUAGAGCGGAAUUUUCUUUUAUUACUCCACUAAGCACUAAAACGCCGUUUCAGUAUCGCUUCUGACUCGCAUAAAAAACGGCACCGAGUCGAGAGACUACAGAAUGCGAAAUUAUAUGCGCUGCUAUAGUUCGACCAUGGUGAACUCGUGACCGUGGUUAGUGUAAAGAGCAAGACAAUUUUAUUUCUAACCAGAAACGAGCAGUAGGACUUCAUCUUUGGCCUCUGUUAAUCGUGGCAGCAUACACCGGGACGGUGCGUCCUUCACAACAAGUAUUACAUAAUUUUUUUUUUUUUCACAGUGACCGCUGCACAGUGACCGCUGCACAAUCAGCGGUCACUGUGCACGAUAACGAUAACACAACGCCUCGUGAAGAAAACAAAACUUGUCGUCAUCAUGAUGCCAUCAAUCCUCAUAUAAAUGGCGCCUCUUCAAGAGCGCUUCCUCGUUAUUAGCCACAGCGUUUCGCGAAUGCCCUGCCCAGCGGAACGAGUCAGCGUACUGUCCGUGCCUCGUACCGCGUACAUAUAAAAUUGGAGUGCCAAACAAGUUACUCCGCGUUAAUCAGACCACAUGUUUCGAAUAUACAGGGACCCUAAAGCAGGAAGUAUACGUAGGUCAUAAGCAUUACCCUAAAGAACUCGCGCACUUGUUUGGCAAAGUGAGAGUCAUGCCCGCGUCGUAUUUCACUGUAUCGUUUGGUAUCCUCACAUGCGACGAGCCUGUCUCUUUAUAGCUGUCGUCGCCUACGGUAAAACACCCCACGUAAGUUCCGGCGCUGUGUACGGACCCCAGUAUGAAUAUAAACGAAGGUCGUUUGACACAGCUGUCGUGGUAUAAAGGUGUGUUCAGAAAAGUGUGCGUCAUUAACGUACAGAAACAGAAGCACAAAAAUGGAGAAAAGAAAAACUCCUAUUGAAAAUGAAAUAAGCAUCACCGUGUUCACACCAUAGCUCUGUAUAUCACGUCUCCAAAAAGUAUAAUUGCUGUAUUCAUGGUGGUCCUGCAGUUCCGAUGUGUUGCGUCGGAACAUGCAUACUUUUAUUUUCUUCUUCUUCUCUCCUCGCAGUUUGCGCAUCAAUAGCAGUGUGUAUACUCUUUGUCGGACGUGUUAUAGCCACCACACAAUAACAGGCGUGAGAUUAUGCCUUUGUAAUCUAGGCUUUCUGUAAAUAUAUACACCUCGAUAGCGCGUUUACACUGCUCGCACCCACACCGUGCGACCAAGUGAAGCGUUUGGUCUUGUGCGUGAUACCCAUGGUCUCGCAGUCUCUCUCUGAUAGCGUCGUUCUCGGUAUUAACAACAACAAAUUCACCAGCGAAGUGUCGAUGUACAAAAUGCUGUUUUAUAAAAUUUACAUUAAAGGUUUCGCAAGCCUGCA
Dermacentor silvarum is the source of this 9638-nucleotide messenger RNA. RefSeq names its product Down syndrome cell adhesion molecule-like protein 1. NCBI's taxonomy places the organism in Eukaryota, Metazoa, Arthropoda, Arachnida, Ixodida, Ixodidae. The record is from RefSeq and is a predicted model, not a curated record. The transcript is spliced from 15 exons. The coding region runs from base 562 to 3384 and encodes 940 amino acids. Gene Ontology annotation, molecular function: protein binding.